Penaeus monodon (black tiger shrimp) is the source of this 905-nucleotide messenger RNA. Its product is annotated as TCF3 fusion partner homolog. Gene Ontology annotation, biological process: apoptotic signaling pathway; apoptotic process; positive regulation of apoptotic process. Lineage: Eukaryota; Metazoa; Arthropoda; Malacostraca; Decapoda; Penaeidae. Gene Ontology annotation, molecular function: DNA binding. Gene Ontology annotation, cellular component: Ino80 complex. Bases 45 to 710 code for a protein of 221 amino acids. The transcript has 6 exons. The record is from RefSeq and is a predicted model, not a curated record.
AGCGCUUAGCGGCCGAAGCGACCGGCGAUGUAAACAAAGGCAGGAUGUUCGGCGGAGCAGCGGCUGGCGAGGACGUGGACGGCUCGGCGCAGGAGGGGAGUAGGAUGUCGUCAUUCCAGUCGGUGGAGAAUGAUAGCGAAGAGAAGUAUUUUCGGAAGUAUCAAGCUAUUUUGAGGAGGUGCAAGAGUAUCCAGAAGGAAAAUGAGAUGUUGGUCAACCGAGUAUAUCAAGUGAAAAAGAUUGUAAGAAGACUGAGGAGGGAGAGAAAGUUCCUCAUGGAGGAGCUGGAUAAACGUGGAGAUAAUUACAGAAGUUUGCCUUUGACCAUUGCUAUUGAUGAAGAGGAAAAGUCCUUUGCAUUGCCUCAGACUUCAAGCUUGCCUGCUCUGGGGAGACCAAGAAGUAACAGCACAGUAUCCAGUGGGAAACGUCAGGUCAAGCGUGAGAAGGUGGAACGUGACCCAAGUGCUCCUAAGAGACCAAGUAGUGCAUUCCUACAGUUUUGUCAAGACCAGAGGGAGACCACUUCAGCACAGCACUUGCAACAGACAGGAAGGCCUGUGGAUAAAAAGCAGUUGACAAAACUUCUUGCUGCCAGAUGGAGCUCCCUUGGGGAAGAUGACAAGAAGGUUUACAUAGACAGGUUUGAGAGGGACAAGGAGCAAUAUUCAGAAGAGAGGCGCCUGUAUGAGAGUAGGAAGAUGGAAUAGCAUUCUGACCCUUUUUCCUCCUCCUCCUCCUUUUUUCAUUUGGUAAAUAGGAUAAAAAUAGAUUGUAAGUAUGGUUUCUUUGGUGAAUAUUUAUUUCCUAUAUACAUUCAUCUACAAACACAGCUUCGUCUACACAUUUUACAGUAAAUGGAAGUUGAGCUGAAUGAAACCUUUAAUAUAAUGAAUCAAGAUGAA